This is a messenger RNA of Schistosoma haematobium, 5547 nucleotides long. RefSeq lists its product as uncharacterized. The transcript has 5 exons. Gene Ontology annotation, molecular function: ditrans,polycis-polyprenyl diphosphate synthase [(2E,6E)-farnesyl diphosphate specific] activity. The coding region runs from base 757 to 1305 and encodes 182 amino acids. Gene Ontology annotation, biological process: polyprenol biosynthetic process. Gene Ontology annotation, cellular component: dehydrodolichyl diphosphate synthase complex; endoplasmic reticulum. NCBI's taxonomy places the organism in Eukaryota, Metazoa, Platyhelminthes, Trematoda, Strigeidida, Schistosomatidae. The record is from RefSeq and is a predicted model, not a curated record.
AGACGUGAAUAGUGUGACGAACCAACUAACGUUGAAGUCACACCUCGUGGUCAGCACCUUACGUGGACUACCCCCAUUGACGUAACAAGGUACUAUAGAUGCUUUGAAGACUGUACAACACAAAGGACGUUAUUACAGAAAUAUAUUAGUCAAAGUAGAUACAAGCGAAAGUAAGACCACUGCCGCAUGGGCCAGUCCAUGGCGUACCAUUAACUAAUGUGCGUUUGUUGUACAUGACCUUGGCAGGGAGCGACGAUCUGUUCGACAUUCAGUGAUCCAACUGCCGGAUGAUUUGGCUAGGGCUCAGUGACAUUUCACUGGCCCUACAAUAGCACAGUCGACUCACCACAUUCCUCCAUGUUGAAAAACGAUAAAGGACCAAAUGCAGAUCACGUGACUCGGAGUAGACAAUGCAAAUGCAGCAAAAACAAGCGUUUUCAGGUCAUUUCAAACAGUUGCUUCUUGAGUGAAACUUCAAGCGCAAUGAAGCAAAAUUCAGAACGAAACACGGCAUUCAUAUUCUCAGACACUGAUGUAAGCACAUCCAACCAUAAGCACACAGACCUGAUUUGUUUCCAGAGCAAAUUUCUGGAAGAAUGUUAUAUCCCUCAACUCUUUUUAGCCAUAAAUUGAUACCGAGAAGCAGUAAAUACUUGAGGCGCUACUAUUAAUAUAGUGCGUUACUGUGUGACGUAAUUAGACGUUCACUUGCUCUUGUUCCAUCGGUAAGAUCUCACUACUUAGUUUCUUAUUUAAAUGACUUGGACUCGUUCUGAAGUACAAUAUGGAAUAUUACAAAAACUAUGUCUACAUGCUAUUAAAUAUGGACCAAUUCCAAAACAUGUUGCUUUUAUUAUGGAUGGGAAUAGACGGUUUGCUGAUAGUAAAAUGUUAAAAAAAUCUGAUGGUCAUUUACAUGGUUUUACAAAACUCUCUGAGACUUUACAAUGGUGUCGUGAUAUUGGCAUUGAAGAAGUAUCAAUAUUUACUUUUAGUAUAGACAAUUUCAAUAGAUCUCAUGAAGAAGUUUCAUUUUUAAUGAAUUUAGCUGAAGAAAAACUUCAAGAGUUACUAGAUAAUAAAGAUGAAUUGAAAGAAGAUGAUAUAUGUAUUCGUGUUAUUGGAAAUUUAGCAUUACUACCAGCAAAAGUUCAAAGUUUGGCCGCACAAUUAAUGCUUGUUACUAGGAAUCAUUCAAAAUCAAUACUAAACAUAUGUAUGGCAUAUAAUAGCCGUAAUGAUAUUACAAAUGCAAUGGAAAUCGUACGUUUAGGUGUGAAAGAAGGAAAAAUUAUACCUAGGUAGGUGAUGAAUUUCUUUUCUCUCCCCUCCCCUAAAAUUGAGUCAAAUUCUUUGCACUUUUAUUUAGAUUUCAUUGGAUUACUGACUUCACUAACCGUUAUCUUCCUCUUUCUGUCCCUUAGGACACUGCGGUUCUCAUGGCGAAUCCCUUACCAUACAUCUCUUUCAUUGAUACAACACCUCCCGAUUUGCAGAACUAAAAUGUUUGCAUAAUUUUCAAAGUGUUUCCAUUGAAAUCACGAACCUAUCUAAGUUAGACAACCAUUGUAAACCUAGAAGCACUGGAUGAUCGUUAGCGCAAUAUCGUGGGCUAAUUGAAUUUAGACUUAUAUAUCACUGGAUUCCGGCUCAGUGGGGGCUAAGCUUUCACAUUCGAGACCUAAAGUUUUGAGUUUAAUUCUCAGUUUCAAGGGCGUGAACGUGAACUAUUGAGGAGUCCCAUAGUGGCAUAGAACAGUCGUUCAUUGCUAUCGGUUUUUAGUUAUUGUCUAACUUAGAAUCGAUUUGUAAUCUCAACGAAAUUCGGCAAUCUACACAAUGCAAUAAUGAAAAUAUAUUCCCAAUCACUAGUGGUGGAAUCGAUAGACGGGUGGAUAAACGAAGUGGUCUUAAAUACAAUCUUACACAAAAGUUUAUCCGUUUGUUUAUUAUUCACACAUUACAACACUCUAAAUUCAUAAAUAAAAUCAAUACAACAAAACUAAACGAAAAGAAAUAGUAGAUGUAGAGGUUUGUGCUUUAAAAUUAUUUGUUGAAGAAGAAUGUAUCUGAUAUGUUUAUCAGCAUCUUGAAGGCUCUCCACAUAAAUUUUUCGGGUAGAGUAAGGGGUUAUACUAAUCUGAACAUCUUUUGCUCAGUCAUAGUGUUACCCUAACUUCACAGAAUCGGAUUUAUAAUACAUUGGUGAGAGCAGUUAUGCCGUAUUUUUUUGAGAUUUGGUUACUGUUAUGCUGAUGAUGUUUCGUUGAAUCUCUAUAUGCUUGAUCAUCAUUAUCUUUGAAGGAUUGUUGCUUCUUUUUUUGUGUUUGAUCAACAAAACUGUCAUCUCAGAAUUCUGAUUCAGAAAUGUGAUACAUUCACCCAUCCAUUAUUAUCACACAAAUUAACUUUUAUACAAUCCAUUAAGCGCUUGAGAACUUCCACAUAGAAAUGAUCAUUUACUGUUUGUUCUUUGAAAAGGAAUUCAUGGGACUAGUACUGUAGUGAAGCAGAACACAGGUGAGGACAAUCGGAUUAUAUUUAGCACAUCAUUACAGAGUUACUUGGUAAAAUAGAAAAACCAUACUAUAAUACUUAAUUUGCAAAAUGUUCAAUAAUUGUCUCGAACUUCAUUGUUCUUGCAUUUCUAUACUAAUUACAUUCUAUUGCCGUUCUUCAUUUCUUGAUCUUCCCAAUCUUCUGCUGCCAGAUAUUACAUUCGUGACUCGCGUUAUAUACUACCUAUAUCAAUAUAUAAGUAGCACACACCACACUACUCCUACUACUACCUAAUUUGCAAUUUACUUAUUUAUUUGAACACAUAAAUAUUGGUACAAGAGGGUACCAAAUAUAUAUGCGCUACACAAAAAAAACAGAGUCUUGAAUACGGAUCUCGGAUAGACAACAAAUGUCGAUAUUAAAACUUUCCAAAGACAUAGCCAGCCCUAUCUGUUGUCCGAUCUGCAUAAGUGUGCGAACGUUGAAGGCAGCCAGUUUGAAUAGUGCACGUGGUUUCAGAAAAACCGCCUCAGUAUUCGUAUUUGGUGGUAGCAUACAAUUUUCAACCAGGCAGUGACUCGAGAACGUUUAGAUAGAGCUGAAUUUCCACCAUAGGUGAGCUGCUGUAUAAGUCGAAAAAUAAGGAUACACAGAGUGGGAAUAGAAGAGAAUGGAUAAAUGACGUAGUAAAUAAUAAUAAUAAUAAUAAUAAUAAUAAUAAAUGUGAAUUGUUUGACUUUAAAUCGAAGCGAGAAUAAAGUUUUCAGUAAAUACCAUCAUUAUCAUUAUAUUUGUGUGUGGGCUGUAAUACUGCCCGAGUGCCCAAACCGAAUCAGGUGGUUUUCUUGGGGGGCCACACCUCGAGCUUUUGAGCUAAAAGUCUGAUCCAGAAGGCAGUGGAGCAUCGUGAGGAGAUGUAGUCCCAUGGUAGCCGGUGACCAAUGAUUGGUUCAUACGCCAUUUGUUACUUCAGGAUACUGGAUCCCAUGUGUACCAUUGGUUUGCGAUCCGGUUAAAGCGCCAGAUAUUCGCUUUUCGUCCUCUCAUUUUAGUAAACAACAUCCCCGUCACGAGAAGGCAGUGAAUGUGACUUCCCUAUCAGAGGUUGUAUACGCGUGGCUAUGUGAGAGCAUUUUGAGAUGGAGGGAGGACCCCCCACACACACACCUCCUCUCGGCCGUACCCAGGGUAUUUGGGGGUCACCACAAUACUAGUUUAGUUCAUUUAUUUACAUAUCUUAUACAUAGUUUAUUUUUAUCAAUUAAAUUACUUUAAACUUUAUUGAAAUUGUAUUUUCUAACUAAUUUUAUUUUUAGUGAUAUCACUCAAGAAUUAUUAUCAAAAUGUUUAUAUACACGUUUAUCAAAACCAUUAGAUUUAUUAAUUCGUACUUCUGGUGAAAUACGUUUAAGUGAUUUUUUAACUUGGCAAGUAUUAGAAAAUGAUACUAUUUAUAAAUUUAUUAAUAAUUAUUGGCCAGAAUUUUCAUGGUGGGAUUUUCUUUCAUCUAUUUUACAUUAUCAAAUAUCAUAUCUACAAUUAUCAGUAAGUAUGAAUUGUAUUGUAUAAAAAAAAAAUGAUAAUGAUUAUAUCGUGGAUUGAUUAAGGUUAAACAUGUACACUAUUGAAUGUUGGCCAGUUCAGUGGUUCAGUAGGUUAAACGUUCACGCGUAAGACUCAAGGCCCUAAGUUCGAAUUCUGUGGGUGAGAUCGUGGAUGUGCACUGUUGAGAAGUCCUACAAUAGGACGAAACAGUCGUCCAGUACUUCCAGGUGUUCAAUGGUGGUGGUCUAACAUCAAUCACUUCAUGAUCUCAAUCAAAACAGAAAUUUGUUUGUUUUUUUUUUGUAUAUUUCUAAAGUGUAUUUCUGUUGGAGACGUUAGAUCCCCAGAACCUCACUUGAGAAAGGAUCUAAUUUUGUAAUUUUAUUUAGAAAAUUUGAAUUGCUUUAUUUUCGCACCAAAGGCGCUCUUGUCACCUUCAUUCAUGUCGUGUUUCCCACUGGGAAAUGUCUUCAAUGCUAUUAGUCCGUUGAGUCUUUUAGUAUGCUAUUUGGUAACUCUCCCCAAGGACGGUUUUGUGCUGUAUAUAUUUACGUUUUGAAUUGUGUUUGUUGUUAUCGCUCGUUUUAUGGCUGUUUGCAGAAUAUACUUCCCCAUUCCAAGGUUGGAAUUCUCCCUCUAGUUAGCAGGGCUGGGAUGCAUCAAUAGCUAGCUUACUGGUCUUUGGUCACCGAGUCUUGUUUUCUCGUUCGCAGAUCAAGUGAACUCGUGAUAGCUUCAACUCUAGCAAUUUCAUUCUUCUUCCUAUCUAAUGCUGAGUGAUAAAGUAUUAUUUAACUUUUAAUUCAGAAAACUAAGUUUAUGUUAAUUAUUAACAACUUGAAAUCUGAUUUAUUUAUUGGAACACAUAAAUAUUAGUACAAAGGGGCACUGAAUACAUAUGUGCCACAUAAGUCACGAUUUACUGUGAUACAGUCCGGAGCCUUCGACCUAAAGGUCCGAUCCACAAGGCAGUAGAGCAACGUCAGGAGAUGCAGUCUCAUGGUAGGUGAGUGACAAAUAAUUUGUUCAUACGCAUUCGGGGGCAGUAACUGAGAGCCAGUCGCUUGCCGAAUGCCCUGGUACGGCCGAGAGUGGGGUGAGUCCGCUCUCCCUCUCGAAAUACUCUCACACGGCCGCGCGUAUACAGCCUCUGCCAGGGAAGUCCUACUCAUUGCCUUCUCGUGGCGGGGGUGUUGUUUACGAAAAUGAGAGGACGAAAAGCGAAUGUCCGGCGCUUUAACCGGAUCACAAACCAAUGGUGCACAUGGGCUCCAGUAUCCUGCGGGAACAAAUGGCGUAUAAACCAAUCGUUGGUCACCGGCUACCAUGGGACUGCGUCUCCUUACGAUGCUCCACUGCCUUGUGGGUUAGGCCUUUAGGCCAAAGGCUCGGGGUGUGGCCCCCUAAAAUAACCACCUGCUUCGGUUUGGGCACCCGGGCAGUAUCACAGCCCACACACAAACGAUGAACUCUAUGUCUAUGGCAACUACUUUUCUCGCUCCG